UCAGCCCAUCAGCAGCUUAUCCUGCACUUUUUGAAGUUCCUAAGUUUCCUUUUGAUGUUCAGGCUAAGUUGGACCAAAAACAAAGCAAACUUGCAGCAUCCGAUAGGAUCAAAAUUAUAAGAACAUUGUAUGAAAGCAUGGCUCAGUACAGUAUGUAUCCGACUAAUGAAGAGUAUGUUCAAGUGGCUAAGGCCCUUAUUCUGAGGUACCCCUUUUUAAAGGACAAAGAGGGCAAUGGAUAUCACACAUGGCACAUGUCUCUGAAACGCAAGUUUAAAUUUGAACGGACACCUUUGGCUGAUGUUGAAGAAGUGAAAAGACUUAAACAGAAGUUUGGUCAUUCAAAAAAGUCUCAGGAACCUGAAAAAAGCACUUGCAAACAAAUGAAAAGGCCUGUGGACAUGGAUGUUGCUGGAGAGGAUGCUACCUCAAUAGAGGGACAUGUGAAAGUCCUACAGGACCAAUAUCGAAAGACACAGCCAGAUGCUCGUAUUGUUGAAGAGCGAAUGAGGAGGACCUUUGCCUGGAGGCAUAAGGAGAUUAUUGGUGGGAUGACUGUUGAAGAUGCUGUCAACAAAUAUCCGUUUUUGAAGAGUUCAUCAGGGCUUUAUCAAGAAAUUGGUUUCCUGUACAAGUCUGUUAAUCUUUGCCGGCACUUUCAAGAAAGCUUUGGAAACAUUGCAUCCAGUGUGCUACAACUUGCUUGCGGGAAAUCUCUUUUAGCAAAGCCGCUCAUAGAAGCUAGAGAAGAAUCUCUCGUUGAAGACCAUAAUGGAAUUGAUUUCAAAGCAGCACUUCUCAUGUUGCCAGUCUUGUUCAGAGAAAAGCUUGAACACUUCAUUGUGCUUGGGAGAGUGACCCAUCUUCACCAUAUCCAACUGUUCAAGUACAGGAAACCACUGACUGGAAAACUGUGCUUACAAGAAGAGUCACUGCUGUCAUCAGAGUUGAUGGGAUAG
This is a messenger RNA of Silurus meridionalis, 959 nucleotides long. RefSeq lists its product as uncharacterized. The record is from RefSeq and is a predicted model, not a curated record. Bases 138 to 959 code for a protein of 273 amino acids. NCBI's taxonomy places the organism in Eukaryota, Metazoa, Chordata, Actinopteri, Siluriformes, Siluridae. The transcript is spliced from 7 exons.